AUGUCUAGUGUUCGUUCGCUCAAAAAUAUAUCACAAGCCAUCGCAAAGACUUGUUCUAGACAUUACUCCCUACAAUCAUCCAUGUCAACCACUACUACUACCACAACCACUUCAUACUCACAAUUUGAUAGUUUUAAAGAAACACUGUCUCCUUUGAAGACCAAAUUCUAUUUACGAAAGGAUGAAAUAGAAAUUAUGCAAUUACCAUCGGAGUUUUACCUAACUUUAAAACAAAAGAUUACAAAUGCACAGAAUCGUAUAUUCUUUGCAUCCUUAUAUCUAGGGAAAUCUGAACAAGAAUUAAUAAAUUGCAUUGAUAAAGCCAUGGAGAGUAAACCGAACCUGAAAGUAUAUUUCUUAUUGGAUGGACUUAGGGGUACAAGAGAGACACCUCAUAACAAUUCAUCUGCAUCAUUACUAGCCAAUUUAGUACACAAAUAUGGUGAGGAUAGAAUCAACUGCAGACUCUAUAGAACACCGGCAUUUCAUGGGUGGAAGAAAAGACUGAUUCCAAAGAGGUUUAAUGAAGGUUUAGGCUUACAACAUAUGAAGAUAUAUGGAUUUGACAAUGAAUUGAUUCUUUCUGGAGCAAAUCUCUCGAAUGAUUAUUUCACUAAUAGACAAGAUCGAUACUACUUAUUUAAGUGUCCCCCUUUGACAAAUUAUUAUUUCAAAUUGCAUCAGCUCAUUGGCUCACUGAGCUUUAAGAUAGAAGCUGUCAAAAAUAAUAUCAAUCCAUUUGCUAACUACAAGCUAAUAUGGCCGAAGGAUAAUUUAUCAGUAAAUCCAACUCAUUUGGGAAACAAACAUAAAUUUAUUUCAGAUUCAUCAAGUGCUCUUGACAAAUUCCUCCAUACUAAUCAAAAUAUGGACCAAAAUGUUACUAUCGAUCAAGAGAAGAAUUAUCCAACACUAGUUUUUCCCAUUUCGCAAUUCACACCAUUGUUCAAAAGAUUUCAAGAUAGAUCUACAGAGAAACCGAGUGUCUUAUCUAUUAUAUCUAAUAUUCAUCACAAGACACUAAAUUGGAUAUUCACUGCGGGUUAUUUUAAUAUGCUACCUUCAAUAAAGCAUCAACUACUAAAGACAGUUUCCGAAAAUAGUCGGAUCAUUACAGCAUCACAAUAUGCUAAUGGGUUUUUCGAAUCAAAGGGUGUUUCAUCUAAUCUCCCAAAGGCUUACAUUCAUCUAUCUCAUAAAUUCAUGAAAAGCCUAAUCUUAUACAAUAGGACCGAUCAAAUUCAUCUAUUAGAAUGGCAAAAGGGAAUUGUUACUAAACCCGGUGGUUGGUCAUACCAUGCUAAGGGAUUCUGGUUAUUUGAUGAUACAAAAAAAAUAAAACCAUUCCUAACAAUUAUUGGUUCCUCGAAUUAUACAAAAAGAGCAUACUCCUUGGACCUAGAAUCAAACGUUAUAAUACUGACAAAAGAUGAAAACUUACAAAAAGGAAUAAAUUCAGAAGUCGAACAUCUAAUACAAGAUUGCCACGAAGUCACUAUCGAGGACUUUAAACAUGAUGAAGAUAAGCAUGUUGGUCUUGGUGUCAAGAUAGCUACAAAAUUAUUAAGUAAAAGGCUCUAA
Molecule: messenger RNA, 1581 nt
Organism: Maudiozyma saulgeensis
Lineage: Eukaryota; Fungi; Ascomycota; Saccharomycetes; Saccharomycetales; Saccharomycetaceae
Source: the annotation of a GenBank genome assembly